Messenger RNA from Sceloporus undulatus (fence lizard), 3333 nucleotides. Its product is annotated as vomeronasal type-2 receptor 26-like. Lineage: Eukaryota; Metazoa; Chordata; Lepidosauria; Squamata; Phrynosomatidae. Gene Ontology annotation, molecular function: G protein-coupled receptor activity. The transcript has 8 exons. Gene Ontology annotation, biological process: G protein-coupled receptor signaling pathway. The record is from RefSeq and is a predicted model, not a curated record. Gene Ontology annotation, cellular component: membrane. The coding region runs from base 1 to 3333 and encodes 1110 amino acids.
AUGAAUGACAAGUUGCUGCCCAACAUCACACUGAAAACAGCAAUCUGGAACAAUGCAUUUAGUUCACUGAAAGCCAGUUUGGCCACAUUGGGUUUCCUCUCAAUGGGACGAAUGGAUGUUCCCAAUUACAAAUGCACCUGGGAAAAGAAUCUCAUAGCCAUCAUUGGUGGUCACACCUCGCAAACGUCCCUCCAGAUUGCCAAUAUCUUAAAUAUCUAUAAACUUCCACAGCUGAGUUAUGGGUCUUUUGACCCCAUCUUCAGUGAUAAAAUUCAGUUUCCUUCUCUUUUCCGGAUGGUGCCAGAUGAAAUCUUUCAGUAUUUUGGGAUUACUCAGCUGUUUGAGUAUUUUGGAUGGAAUUGGAUUGGUCUCCUCAUUCCAGAGGAUGAAAAUGGAGAGAGAUUUCAUCGAAUCCUCAGUGCAAGUCUUGUCCAGAAGGAUAUUUGCAUUGCUUUGAUGCAAUCCAUUCCCACAGUGACAAGUUUCUUAUCAAACGCAUUCCUUCAGAAAAGGCUAAAUGCCAUUGCCUCUGCUCUCCUCUCAAAGAACAUUAAUGUUAUUUUGGUUUAUGGGAACGCUCAAUCUAUGGAGGGUUUACGGAUAAUUCUCGAAAGCCUUGAGUUUCUUCACAAGCAACCUAUGGAGAGAGUUUGGAUCACAACUGCUCAGUGGGAUGUCACAACUGUUUUCUCAGGGAGAAAGUUCACAGAAAGAUCCCUCAAUGGCACCUUGUCCUUUGCCCUCCACACCAAUGUGGUGCCAGGAUUUCAGGAGUUUCUGGAGAACCUAAAUCCAAUUCAGACCAAGAUUUAUCUCCUAAAGGAGUUUUGGUGCAGUGUAUUUAUUUGUUCUCUCCCAAUGUAUAACCUGAAUUACCCAAACUUGAGGAAUUGCACGAGGGAAGAGAAAUUGAGGAACCUUCCUGGAUCUGUGUUUGAAAUGGGGAUGACUGGUCAGAGCUACAGUGUUUACAAUGCUGUCUAUGCUGUAGCCCAUGCUCUUCAUGCUGCCAAUUCAUUGAGCAGCAAAUGGAAAGCAAUGGAUACUGGGAACAUUUGGAGAUUACCGAAAAUUCAGCUCUGGCAGCUACGUUCGUUUCUGAGAUACAUCCGCUUUAACAAUAGUGCUGGGGAAGAAAUCUUUUUCGAUGAGAAUGGGGAUCUGGCCUCUGGAUUUGAUGUCAUCAACUUGGUCACUUUCUCUAAUCAAUCUUUCCAAAAAGUCCAACUGAGUUAUGGGUCUUUUGACCCCAUCUUCAGUGAGAAAAUUCACUUUCCCUCUCUUUUCCGGAUGGUGCCAGAUGAAAUAUUUCAGUAUUUUGGGAUUACUCAGAUGUUUCAGUAUUUUGGAUGGAAUUGGAUUGGUCUCCUCAUUCCAGAGGAUGAAAGUGGAGAGAGAUUUCAUCGAAUCCUCAGUGCAAGUCUUGUCCAGAGGGAUAUUUGCAUUGCAUUGACACUAUCCGUUCCCACAGUGACAAGUUUCUUAUCAAACGCAUUCCUUCAGAAAAGGCUAAAUGCCAUUGCCGCUGCUCUCCUCUCAAAGAACAUUAAUGUGAUUUUGGUUUAUGGGAACACUCAAUCUAUGGAGGGUUUACGGAUAGUUCUAGAAAGCUAUGAGUUUUUUCAGAAGCAACCUAUGGAGAGAAUUUGGAUCACAACUGCUCAGUGGGAUGUCACAACUGUUUUCUCAGGGAGAAGGUUCACAGAAAGAUCCUUCAAUGGCAGCUUGUCCUUUGCCCUCCACACCAAUGUGGUGCCAGGAUUUCAGGAGUUUCUGCAGAAUCUAAAUCCAAUUCAAUCCAAGAUUUAUCUCCUAAAGGAGUUUUGGUGCAGUGCCUUUAUUUGUUCUCUCCCACUGUAUAACCUGAAUUUCCCAAAUGAAAACAAUUGCACUGGGAAAGAGAAAAUUGGAAACCUUCCUGGAUCUCUAUUUGAAAUGGGGAUGACUGGUCAGAGCUACAGUGUUUACAAUGCUGUCUAUGCUGUAGCCCAUGCUCUUCAUGCUGCCAAUUCAUUGUUCACCAGAUGGAAAGCAAUGAAUACUGGGAACAGUUGGAGACUUCUGAAUAUUCAGCCCUGGCAGCUACGCUCAUUUCUGAGAUACAUCCGCUUUAACAAUAGUGCUGGGGAAGAAGUCUUUUUCGAUGAGAAUGGGGAUCUGGCCUCUGGACUUGAUGUCAUCAACUUGGUCACUUUCUCUAAUCAAUCUUUCCAAAAAGUCCGAGUUGGAGGAAUUGAUCCCCAGGCUUCUGCAGGCAAAAGGUUCAGCAUGAAUGGCAGUGCUGUUGUCUGGAAUCACAAGUUUGAGAAGAUGCCGCCUCGUUCCAGAUGUGUUGAGAACUGCCAGCCAGGAUACAGCAGGCUUGUUCAGCUGGCGAACUAUGUCUGUUGCUAUGACUGUGUUCAAUGUGCUGAUGGGAGGAUUUCAGACCACCUUGAUGCAAGUGAAUGUGCAAAGUGUCCAGAAGAUCACUAUCCAAAUGAGAAGCAAGACCAAUGCCUUCCUAAAAGAGACAUUUAUUUGUCUUACACAGAACCUCUAGGAGCAGUUUUGGCUUCCUUUGCAGUCUUCUUUUCACUAAUCACUAUUCUGGUAAUGGGGACUUUCAUCCAUUACCAAGAAACUCCCAUUGUCAAAGCCAACAACUGGACCAUUACCUGUAUUCUGCUUGUCUCUCUGUUGCUCUGCUUUCUUUGCUCCUUUCUUUUCCUUGGCACUCCAGGGAAGGUUUCUUGCCUUCUCCGGCAAACAGUCUUUGGGGUUGUCUUUUCUAUAGCUAUUUCUUGCAUGUUGGCCAAAACUAUCACUGUGGUGCUGGCCUUCAUUGCCACAAAGCCAGGGAACAAGAUGAGGAAAUGGAUUGGGAAGAAGCUGGCAACAUCAGUGAUCUUCGUCUGUUCUGUUAUUCAAACUCUGAUCUGUGCUGUUUGGUUAAUAACCGCACCGCCAUUUCCAGAGGCUGACAUGCACUCCCAGCCGGCUGAGACCAUCUUGCAAUGCAAUGAAGGCUCUGAGACUAUGUUCUACCUUGUCCUGAGUUACAUGUGGCUCUUGGCUUUCAUCAGCUUCACAGUUGCUUUCUUAGCCAGGAAGCUGCCUGACAGUUUCAAUGAAGCCAAGCUGAUCACCUUCAGCAUGUUGGUCUUUUGUAGUGUUUGGGUUUCCUUUGUCCCAAGUUACUUGAGCACCAAAGGGACAAAUAUGGUGACUGUGGAAGUCUUCUCCAUCUUGGUUUCCAGUUUUGCAUUACUGGCUUGCAUCUUCUUCCCAAAAUGCUACAUGAUUCUAUUCAGACCUGAUCUAAAUGUAAAAGAACAGUUAAUAUUGGAUUAA